UUGAACAAAUUUUGCUCUUCUUGCAUUUUAAAGCUUUGAAACGUUGGUCCUACUCUGGUUUUUGGUCCCACCCCUACGCAAACCUCUUUGUCACAAGUGAAGAAUGAUUUUUUCAGACUUUUUCUUUCCACGUGCAUCAAGAGUAGUCUAUGCGGAGGCGUUUGGCUGUUGCUUCGUUUUGCUUCUUCAGCUUAGGGGCUAUGACGGGAUGCGGACUUGCAGGCAGUAAUAGGAAAACUCUGGUAUAAAAAACAAACAAAAAACGCGAAUGACCCAGAAGAGGAAUCCAAACUGAAAUUGGAUUUGCCAUAUCCUCUUUUCGAAUGCUAAAAGGGACUGCUGUGAAAUGGGCUCUGUUCCCCUGUGUCUUCUGCUCUCACUGACGGCGCUGGGCGUGGCCUUGCCUGAGGACGGGGAUGAGUACACCUGGCCCCACGGGAAGGUCCCGCUGGUGCGGAGCGAGCGGACGGUGCGCCUCAGCCGGCCGGCGUUCGGCGGCGAGCCGCAGGGCGAGCUGAGGGGGGCCUGCGCGAUUGAGUGCCAGAGCGCCCUGCCCCGCCCGGACGCCGCCGACCUGGAGAGGCUCCUGUCCUACGAGACGGUGUACGAGAACGGCUCGCGCACGCUCACCCGCGUGUCCGUCCGCGGCCUGGCCGAGGACGCGCCCCCCCGGAACGCCUCGCGCCCGCGCCGGAGGAGGGAGGUCUACGGCACGGACAGCCGCUUCACCAUCUCCGACCGGCAGUUCUCCACCAGCUACCCCUUCUCCACCACCGUCAGGCUCUCCACGGGCUGCUCCGGGAUCCUGGUCUCGCCCAAGCACGUGCUGACGGCCGCCCACUGCAUACACGACGGGAAAGACUACCUGAAGGGCGCCAAGAGGCUGCGCGUGGGGCUCCUGAAGCUCCGCUCCAAACAGAGAGGGGGACGCAAGAAAGGCCGGAGGAAGGGAGAAGGCCAGAAAGGGGAGGGGAAGGAGGAGGGGAAAGGAGAGCAGGAGGGAAAAGGAGAGCAGGAGGAGAAGGGAGAGCCAGAGGGGAAGGGAGAACCAGAGGGGAAGGGGGGACGGGAGGGGAAGGGCGGCAAGCGGAGAGGGAGGAAGAGCCGUAGCCGGCGCAGCGCUGAGGCCAAAAAGCCCACCUUCCGUUGGACGCGGGUGAAGCAGACCCAGGUCCCCCAGGGCUGGCUGAAGGGCCCGUCGGGGAAGGCGGAGGUGGCGGUGGAUUACGACUACGCCCUGCUGGAGAUGAAGCGGCCGCACAGGCAGAAGUUCAUGGACCUGGGAGUGGUCCCGUCCGUCCGCGAGCUCCCCGCCGGGCGGGUCCACUUCUCCGGCUUCGACGACGACCGGGCCGGCCAGCUGGUGUACCGCUUCUGCUCGGUGACGGAAGAGUCCGGAGACCUGCUGUACCAGCAGUGUGACUCGCGGCCGGGGGCCGGCGGCUCGGGCAUCUACGUCCGCCUGAAGGAGCCCGGGAAGAGGAAGUGGACGCGGAAGAUCGUCGGCGUCUUCUCGGGGCACCACUGGGUCGACGUGAACGGGGCGCAGCAGGAUUACAAUGUGGGGGUGAGGAUCACGCCCGAGAAGUACGCCCAGAUCUGCCUCUGGGUGCACGGCAACUCGGAAGAGUGCCGCUCUGCGUGAGUCCCCGCCUGCCAGGUCCGCCCGUCACUGACUCCUGCUGCUCCUGCCGGUCCCCUCACUGACUCCCACUAUCCUGCGUAUUAUCUUCUGUAUGUCGCUUUUCCAACUCCGCACUAUAGGCUGUUUCUCCACAACUUUCACCGUGCACAGCUGCCUUUAAAUGAUCUAUCGAUUACAUUUACAUUUUAUAGAAAUACAACAUUAGAUUAUAAAAAGAACUAUGGGUGUUCUUUUAUUUAUUUAAUUAAAACACGGAAUAUUACCUGAAGAAAAUACAGAGGAGUCAGACAAACAUUCCAUUGCCAUUUCCUUUCUCUAUCUGGUAAAUACAUAAGAAUUUAUUUUAAUAUGGUGCUUUAUGUGUGGUAGAAUGAUACCAUUACAUAUAAUCUGUGUUUCUGUGAAAAUGAGCUGCUCUUACUAAGUUUUGCUCAUCAAGCCUUGAACCAGGAAUACAGUAUGAACAAUAAGCUUUUCAACUUGUUGAAUGCUUAUGUUAUACAAAGGAUAUUUUUAGUUUAUUCUGUUUGAAAUAAUUGCUUUUGUCUAUUUAACAUUUCCUGUGCCACAGUCAUCUUUUGGUCCAUCUUUUCAUGUGACAACGGUUAUUUUGAUUUGUACUAUAAAAUUACCUAAUGAUCCAUCUGUGCAUAUAGUGGACAUACCAUUACGGUCCCAGCUGUGUUGGGAGGUAUAUUGUUGGUGCUAUUUUCAUGGGAACGUAGAAUGUAGUUCUAUAUCUGCUUGAUAGAAUUCUGAGAGGAAGUUGAUCAGGAAAAAUUAUUAUUCUUAUUAGGAUUUAAGUACAGUAUUUAAAUACAGAUUUAAAUACAGUAAAUACUGGUCAAUCACUAAUCGAUAAUUAAGAUGAGUCCUGAUUUAUAUUCUGCCCUUGUAUAAUUGGAAUAAAAAGCAUUAAACCGGAGGGUUCAUGCAAACACAUUUUACACGAAUCGAUUUACUAUUCUAAACUGUCUAAAAUGUAAUUAUUUGCAAAAAUGUAAACUUAAAACUUAUUUUUUAUUGAAUUCCAAAUAAAAAAACACUGCGUAAGAAACGAAGAAAAAAUGUU
Anguilla rostrata (American eel) is the source of this 2717-nucleotide messenger RNA. Its product is annotated as inactive serine protease 35-like. Gene Ontology annotation, biological process: proteolysis. Gene Ontology annotation, molecular function: serine-type endopeptidase activity. The record is from RefSeq and is a predicted model, not a curated record. The transcript is spliced from 2 exons. Lineage: Eukaryota; Metazoa; Chordata; Actinopteri; Anguilliformes; Anguillidae. Bases 347 to 1645 code for a protein of 432 amino acids.